AUGGCGGCCCGUGAAUUUAACCUUACCUUCGAGAUUGCUCCUCCUGCAACUGUUCGCCCUAGCCUUCCGUUCACCAUUCCAGUGGUCAUAGCCGUCCGGCCUAUCGGCACGCCGGCCCGAAAUGUGCAACAUCUCGUCGUGAGCGCAAGCUUGCGCAACGAAAACAGUACCGCUCCAGCCGUCGGUCUCAGUGGAAACUUGACAGCUAGCGUGCGCAGUCGCACGGACAAUGCGAUGAGCGGAUAUGCCAAAUUCAGCCCGCUGACCAUCUCGACGCCGGGCAAGUACCGUGUGCGCGUGAUGCUGAGUGCAGCCUCGUACAAUGGAGUGGUUACCAAGGAAUAUGUCGAUUCGGGGGUCAUCAAUGUACAGGCCGCUGCGCCAGCGAGCCAACGACCAACCCCCCUCCAAGCCGUAACCCUACAGCGGCUGACGGCCGAAAACCUCGAUAUUUCUGCGGCGGAUAUCGCCAAGUGGCAAGCGGCGUGA
This is a messenger RNA of Penicillium argentinense, 489 nucleotides long. RefSeq lists its product as uncharacterized. The record is from RefSeq and is a predicted model, not a curated record. The transcript is spliced from 2 exons. The coding region runs from base 1 to 489 and encodes 162 amino acids. NCBI's taxonomy places the organism in Eukaryota, Fungi, Ascomycota, Eurotiomycetes, Eurotiales, Aspergillaceae.